AUGUCCGCCGUAAAAAGGCCUACUCUUCUAUGGGCUCAACGAAGCUCGUCCAGUAUCAAACAAAAGAAUUAUAUCUACCUCACCGUAGAUCUUCCUGGGAUAGUGCACUCAACCGUGGUGUACGACAUUACAAAUACCUCCUUUUCCUUGAAAGCCAACGCAAAAGAUGAAGGCGAAGAUGACCUUGAAUAUACCGUUGCCUUUGACUUUCAUGCGAAAGUUGAACCGCCGGCAUUGGUGAAACAGAGGACAGACCAUUCAGUGACAUUUGUCAUCUUCAAACACGAUCUGACCAUUCGAUAUUGGCCGCGACUGUCUAGUAAUCCUGAGCUAACCAAUGUGAAGACGGAUUUCAGCCGCUGGACCUGGGAAGGGGACGAAUCAGAUGCCCCUGAAGACGAAAAUCAGCGUGUUGAUGUCAUCGAUAAGAAUUGUGGUGUUCGGAGUGUAGACCCUACAGAUACAGCCCGUCCCUUCCCAGAUUCACGUUGGGUUGCGGCUCCAAAGGGCAUGUUUGGGGAUCUCUUCUGGCCUGAGAAGUUAAAGACACACAACAAAGGCCCAUCAUCCAGCAUGCCCUCAGCAACUCCUCAUCUGAAAUGGGCCCAGAGAAGUUCUGCGACGGACAAGAUAAAGAACAUCAUUUGGCUCACAAUCAUGAUCCCUCACAUCCUGGAAUCUACUUUGACCUGCAAAGUCACUGAUACAAGCAUCUCAUUCAAUGCAUGUGGCAGGGAAGGAUACGAUGAACGUCGGUUUGUUCUUGAACUCGAAUUGUACAGUGACGUCGAGGAGGUUUCACGAGAACUUUCAGAACAAUUUUUUAUGAUAAUCCUUCACAAGAGAGUGAUGACUGCGCGUUUUUGGCCUCGUCUACAGAAGGACGUCAGAAUUUCCCCUUAUAUAGGAGCUGAUUUUAGGCGAUGGACGUGGGAAGGUGACGAUUCUGAAGAUGUAGCAGUUGAUGAAAAGACAGCGAUAGGAUAUAACGGAUCUAUUUCCGAGAAGGCUGAAGAAUGUGAACAAUUAGGGAUAUUUUUUAUAAAGCGGUUUGUUCGUCUUCAGCAUCACGACGAUUUGAACAUGGCAGUUUCCAAAUUCAAAGAGGCGGUUAAUUUGACUUCCGACUGGCAACUGGAGAAGCCGGAACGUCGAAAUAUGCUAGCAUGUACCUUUGCAGGUCGUUUUGAGCACUGGGGUAACGUGGAGGACCUUACCGCCGCCAUAGAGAUACUGGAAGAUACAUUGGAAAGUGUCCCAUCCAGUCAACCGUUGCACUUGACGUUGCUGAACCACCUAGGCCAUUGUUUUGAGCUUCUUUUUGAGCGAAGAGGGGAUCACACGUAUAUUGAUCGCUCCAUAUCUCUCCUCCGCCGUGUUGUGGACCACACAUCCGCUGAUGACUCUGAGCUCUCUACCAGAUUGAAUACUCUCGGACUUUCACUGCUUCGUCGCUUUGAAAGAUUUGGGGAUUUUGCUGACAUUGAUUCUUCAAUUUACCAUCACCAACUCGCUGUUGAACUGGUUCAUGAAGGCCACCAAAAUUUUAGUGGUUGUCACCAUAGCCUCGGCAUAUCUUUGUUAUGCCGUGCAAAGAAAAAUGGCAAUUUGGAUGAUAUUGAUCUAGCAAUACACCACCUAACCAAAGCCUUUGAAUCGUGUAUACAACUACAUAGGGCAGUUUCUUUGCAUAGCCUUGGCACUUCUUAUAUGUGUCGAUUCGAAAUGAAAGGUGAUCUCGCCGAUAUUGAUACCGCCAUACUUCACCUUCAGCAAUCAAUCUUCCUCAGUAAAAUCGACGACCCCCUUUUACCUGGCCAUUUCAUCAACCUCGGCGCAUCUCUACUGUGUCGGUUUGAACGAACACAUGUUCUUGCUGACGUCGAUGCUGCUAUUAAUCAUUAUACAAAGGCAGUAGAGUUGACGCCUCUUGGACAUCCUAAUCUUGCUGGACGUUAUUCCAACCUUGGAAAUUCGUACAGAUUUCGUUUGGGAGCUUUAGGCCACCGGGAAGAUGCUGAUUCUUCCAUCCUUAACCAUCAGAAAGCGGUGGAAUUAACGCCGGCUGGUCAUGCUCAACUUCCAACAUUUCUUACAAACCUUGGGAGCUCGUAUAUCCAGCGAUUUGAAUUGUUUAAGGAUGGAGCUGAUGCUGAUCAGGCGAUACUCUACCACAGACAGGCCGCCGACCUAACCUCUUCUCCUGCACAACUUCCUGGGCGCCUUAACAAUCUAGGAGGCUCCUAUCUGUCUCGUUUUAACUUCGGUGAUAACAUCGUAGACGUUGAUGCAGCAAUAUCUCUGUUUCAACAAGCGCUAGACGUAACCCCACAUGGCCAUGUUUCUCUUUCCGAAAGGUUUUACAGCCUUGCACUAUGUCACCAAGGACGCUUCCAGAAGACCUUCGACACUACUGAUAUCACCUGCGCGUUAUCAUGCCUUUGUCAAGGCGCUGAAGCACCUGGUCCACCUUCUUCACGUUUUUCUUGUGCCAGCACGGCAGCAACAUUGUCGCAGGAUAUUGACCCUAUUCCCAACCCGUCGAUGUAUCUUUUCGGUCUUGCCAUCAGCUUGCUCUCAGAAAUUGCUGGGAUAGAACAGACCAUACAUCGUCGUUACGCUAACCUUCAAGGUAGCGCUGGUUUUGUCCCUCGGGGUGUUGCCGCGGCACUAGACCACGGAAGGCCUGACCUUGCUAUUGAAUGGCUUGAGCUAGGUCGGUGUUUGGUCUGGAACCAGAUCGACAGGCUUCGUACCCCAAUCGACCAAUUGCGGGACAAGAAUCCCUUGCUUGCCGACAAGUUCACGCGUAUUGCAAAGAUGCUGGACACUCUUGGAGCGCGAUCCGAAACCAACAACCCGUCUUCUUCUAUGGAAGACGACAUUCGUAUCCAAGAUCAGACUCUACUCCAUACACGUACUGCUGAGAGUUAUAAGGAAGUGCUGCAAGAAAUUCGCAGCCUUUCUGGUUUUGAGGAUUUCCUUCAGCCGGCUAAAGCCACCAGCCUACUUGCAUCUUUACCUCCUAAUGGCGCGGUGAUAUUAUUCAGCAUAGGAACGGACCGCUGCAACGCACUUGCGCUAGCGGGUGGGUUAGACCAGCCACUUUACGUCCUUCUUGACAACUUUAACUACGAGCUGGCAAGGAGUCUUCAAGGUACCCUUCAGGAUGAUAUCCAUAAUCAUCGUAUGGCAAGGGAUCUCAAUCGGGGUGCUAUAGACCAUGUUGAUAGUUCCAUCGUGCUCACACUGGAAGUACUAUGGCACAAGGUAGCCAAGCCUAUCCUUGACGCUCUCAGAUAUACUAUUCCUCUCAACCGAGCCGAUCGUCCACGUAUUUGGUGGUGUCCUUCAGGCCCGCUCUCGUUUCUCCCGCUUCACGCGGCUGGCCUAUACAGCUCACAAAACCCGACAUGUGUGUCUGACUAUGUCGUGUCGUCAUAUACACCAACUGUCAGAUCUCUCAUCGAGAAAUUCCAAGCUUCCAAGUCUCCUUCGUCUUCGAGAAGUAAAGCCGGCCUCCUCCUUAUCAGCCAGCCAAACACACCGGGUCUUCCGGCUAUACCAUCCACCAUACGCGAAACAAAAUCACUCAAGGCAACGAUGGAUAGACAGGGUGUACGAACACUGUUGUUAGAACAUGACGAGGCCACUCGCGAGAAAGUCAAGGAAGAAUUGAACUCAUACAGUUGGGUACAUUUCGCAUGUCAUGGGGUCCAGGAUGCAAAAAAACCCCUCGAGAGCGGCCUUUGCCUCCAUGAUGGCCGUUUGGAUUUGCUUGAAAUUAUGAAGGAGCGGGUUCAGGAACCCCAGUUAGCGUUUUUGUCUGCUUGUCAAACUUCGACAGGAGAUUUUGCGCUGUCUGAAGAGGUGGUUCACCUGGCCGCUGGGAUGCUUGCCGCGGGAUAUCGCGGGGUGGUUGGGACGAUGUGGAGCAUCUCGGACGAGCACGGUCCAUUGUUUGCAGAGGAGUUUUAUAGGUAUUUGUUAGGCAGGAUGGGACCGAACGGAUUGGACGGUAGUCUUGCAGCCUACGCCCUCGACCACGCCACGUCGGUGGUUCGACAGAAACUUGGAAAUAGUGAGCAUGGACUACUGAAAUAG
Molecule: messenger RNA, 4104 nt
Organism: Psilocybe cubensis
Lineage: Eukaryota; Fungi; Basidiomycota; Agaricomycetes; Agaricales; Agrocybaceae
Exons: 9
Coding region: 1-4104 (1367 amino acids)
Biological process (GO): protein folding; chaperone-mediated protein complex assembly
Cellular component (GO): nucleus; cytosol
Molecular function (GO): protein-folding chaperone binding; Hsp90 protein binding
Source: RefSeq, a predicted model, not a curated record